GCGGGCUUAGGAAACUGUUACUAGUCUGUGAGCAAUAUGCUAACAGUCAUGGUCUUAAAUAUAAUUGCUUUAAAAGUGAAUUAAUGAUUUUUAAAUCUGGUAAUAAGUGUCCUGAAGAGGUUCCUCCAGUGUUGCUUAAUGGAGUGCCAUUAAAAAGAGUGUAUGUAUUUAAGUACCUUGGCCAUGUAUUAUGUGAUGAUAUGUGUGACGAUGAGGAUAUAAAGAGGGAGCGGAGGGCGCUGGCGACCAGGGCGAACAUGCUGGCACAUAGGUUCGGGCGAUGCACAGUGCCUGUCAAGAUAACUUUGUUUAAAGCUUUUUGCACAUCACUAUACACAUGUGCACUAUGGGCCAGCUGUACGCAGAGGGCGCUGGGUGACCUCCGCGUCCAGUAUAACAAUGCGUUCAGGGCGCUGUUGCGGCUGCCGCGCUGGUGUAGUGCAUCGGGAAUGUUCGCGCGGUGCGCGGCAUCUUUGUGCCGCCUGCGUGGCAGCCGGAACAGCCUUCUGGCCGUCUUAGCUGAUCGCUGGGAUAGUCAGCUCCUCAUACACUGGACUAGAAUGCACUCGGUGGUGGCCACCUACACAUAUAACUGAGUGUAUGUGGCUGUCACCAAGGCACCUUAAUUAGAAUUAGAAUAAGUUUUUUAAAAAAUGUAUUUUGCUCACUGUAUGGACUUUGGUCUGAAAUAAAGA
Leguminivora glycinivorella is the source of this 695-nucleotide messenger RNA. RefSeq lists its product as uncharacterized. The coding region runs from base 84 to 596 and encodes 170 amino acids. The record is from RefSeq and is a predicted model, not a curated record. Lineage: Eukaryota; Metazoa; Arthropoda; Insecta; Lepidoptera; Tortricidae. The transcript has 2 exons.